AUGGGAGGAAAUCCCCCUUCACACCUCCAGGCACCAAAUGCAGCCUGUGUGGUUCUAACUCCCCCUCCCCCAAUUAAUGUCCAGACUUCUUUUCCUGGGAAUCUCCACCUUGUGAUGGUUCUACGUCCCACUGGGUUUUUCCAGCGCACUUUUACCGACAUUGGUUUCCGGUUUAGCCAAGAGGACUUCCUUCUCAAACUUCCGGUGGUAAUGCUGAGUUCCGUCAGUGAACUACUGACAUACAUCGAUGAAAAGCAAUUGACACCCGAAUUCGGAGGCACCUUGGAGUAUUGCCAUAGUGAGUGGGUCAUCUUCAGAACGGCUAUAGAAAGCUUUGCACUCACGGUGAAGGAAACCGCUCAGAUGUUGCAAUCUUUUGGCAUGGAGUUAGCUGAAACACAACUGCCGGAUGAAACUUAUUCCAUUGAGCGCAUCCUGGCCCUGCGGACGGAGAAAUACUAUCAGCUAAAGGAAGACAUCACUGCAGUUACCAAAGAAGGGAAGAUGUUGUUGUGUAGUUUAGAAGAACCAGACAUGGAAGGUCUGGAAGAGGACAAGCAACAAGAGAGAUCCAGUGACUGGGAGACUGUCCAUCGCUUACUCACCCAACUUCACGAGAUGGAGACAGCUUUUGAUGGAUUCUGGGAGAAACAUCAGCUGAAGAUGGAGCAAUACUUGGAACUGUGGAAGUUUGAGCAGAAUUUCCAAGAGCUCAGUAAAGCCCUGGAAUUCUUAACAACCCAGCAGCGGGAAUUGUUAGACACGGGAGAAAACCUCGCUCAAGUGACGCAAAGGCUCUCAGAGUUGGAUAACUUGGAGCAAACAGCACAAGAUCUAACAGCAAAAGCUCACGUUGUGAUUCUUCACGGACACCAAAUGGCGGCCAGCCACCAUUAUGCCCUCAACCUGAUUUGCCAGCAGUGCAACGAGUUGCGCUACCAUUCAGACAUCUUGCUGGAGGAAAUCAAAAGGAAACACAACAGGCUCCAGCAAACAUCAGACCUCCUCACUUCUCUGCAGCAGGCCCUGGAAUGUUGCGAUGAAGGUGUGUAUCUUCUAGCCAACCAGCCACUGGACAAAUGCCAGUCCCGGGAAGGAGCUCAGAAAGCUCUCCAAGACAUAGAGAAGUUCCUUGAGAGUUCUUCACUGCAUUUAAACAUAGAUCCUCAAGCCCUAUCUUCUAAUUUUCAUCUCAUCUUAACACCAGAACUCAAGGCUCGGGUACAGAUGGUCCAGAUCAAGCUGGAGAAUGUGCGCAGCAUGUUUGAGAACCGGCAGACUUGCUUCAGGAAGCUUGCGGACAAGCAAGUCCGUCCAGUGCAGCUUGUAGCACCCCGGCCAGAAUGUCCAGCCCGGUCUAAAUCUCCGCUGUUUUCCCCCAAACAUGGUGUGGAUUUCAAUUCCAGUUUGAAAUUCUCCUUCGAUAUCUCUCUACCGGGCAAGAAAACUUCAAGGAAAUCUCAAAAUUCUCGCAAGAUUGAAGUCGUCCACAAUUACCAAGAGAAAAGAAAUUCCUUGCAGUACUACAUCACGGAAAGUGAAGACAGUUUAGACAUGUUGAAAAGCCACGUCAUACACGAACUGAUACAAACAGAACGAGUGUACGUCGAGGAACUUUUCACAGUUUUGAUGGGGUACCGAGCUGAGAUGGACAACCCUACCAUGGCCUUCCUCUUACCUCCCCUUUUGAGAAGCUGCAAAGAUGUUCUCUUUGGAAACAUGCCUGAGAUCUAUGACUUCCACAACAACAUCUUCCUCCAUCACCUGGAAAGCUGCCUUGAAGCUCCAGAGAGAGUUGGGUGCUGCUUCUUGGAAAAGCGGGAGGAUUUUCAGAUGUACGAGAAGUACUGUCAGAAUAAACCACAGUCAGAAUCUCUCUGGAGGCAGCACGCCGAGAGUCUCUUUUUCCAGGAGUGCCAGAAGAAGCUAGAACACAAGCUCAGUCUGGAUUCAUAUUUGCUCAAACCAGUACAGAGACUAACCAAGUACCAGCUGCUUCUCAAGGAGCUGCUGAAGUAUAGCACGAGCUGCGAAGGUGUGCAGGAAUUGCAAGAAGCUUUAGUUGCCAUGCUGGACUUGGUCAAGUCCGUCAACGAUUCCAUGCAUCAGAUUUCCAUCACUGGCUACGAUGGAGACCUUGGUGAGCUUGGCAAAGUCUUGAUGCAGGGGUCCUUCAGCGUGUGGGUGGGCCACCGGAAGGGCCCAACGAAGAUGAAGGACCUGGCUCGCUUCAAGCCCAUGCAAAGGCACCUGUUCCUCUACGAGAAAGCCCUGGUCUUCUGCAAGAAAAGAGAAGAGCACUGUGACAGCUAUGACAAGAGGUCGUCCUACAGCUUCAAGCACUUUUUGAAAAUGAAUGCUGUUGGAAUCACAGAAAACGUGAAGGGAGACCCUCGCAAGUUUGAGAUCUGGUACAGCGGCCGAGAAGAAGUCUAUGUUGUGCAGGCACAAACCUUUGACCUGAAGAUGACCUGGCUAAAUGAAAUCCGAAAGGUUUUGUUCAAGCAGCAACAGCUUAUCAAAGAUGAGAAGCAAGUGUCACCUUUGUGUACUGAUACAAUUCAACUUUCUCCUCCAUUGAGUGAUGGGAAAAAGCCCAGAGCUUCUCUAAGCUCAGAGGAGAAUGAUUCUGAACGUACCAGCCCCGUAGCCGUGGAGAACUUCGCUGCCUCUUCCCAGAGCAAACCUAGCAAACCUUGGACAGGCAUGUCCCAUUCAUUAGAAAUCUGUGAAGGUCUUGAAGAGUGGUCCAGUCACCAUUACUUCUCAACCUGCUCUGACACUGAAGAAGAAGAUGGCAAUCAACUGUCUCCAGGAAAAUAUAAAGCCUUAGCAGAUUGCAAGAAGAGAGACUCGGAUGAACUUCUGGUGAAGAAUGGGGAUGUCAUUCAGCUCUUGCAUGAAGAUGGAAAGGGUCAGUGGUUGGUCAAAAACCUCAACCGAAGUAAAGAAGGCUGGGUGCCCACCAACAGCCUGCAGAUAAUCCUUGGGGACUGUAGGUUUCGGAGCACUGGAGUCACAGACGCUGCUCAGGAUAGGCUGAGGAAGUUAAGCUCCCCCUGAAUUUAAUGAAUUAAGGCCCAGCCCUUUGUGAAUUCUCCAUUGGAGACCCUGGAAUGGUAACAAGGGACAGAGUGGCCAAUUAGAACUUAUUCGGUCAUCUACCAUCCUAAUUAAGGGACAGCCCUUGGCUGUUCUGGUCUGGGCUCAGAAGCUAAGCAGGAUCGAGCCUGGUUAAUCCUUGGAUGGGAGAACAUCAAGGGGCUAGGCUAGAGGGGAAGUUGGAAAACCUUCCAGAAGAAGACGAUGGCAAUGUGGUUGAGGAAACUCUAUGGACGUAUCCCUGUAAGCAUCACAAGUUGACCUCAACUUGAAAGAAGCUUUACUUUUUCUAUCAUCAAAACAUCACAUCCUCACCAAGUGGGGCCAUGACUGGCAGCCAUUCUUUCCUCUUCUUUUUCAUUUUCCUUCCUUCCCUUACUUCUGGGGAACCUCCAUUGUUUUUGACCCAAGGAUGAGACCUCAUCUUCCUCUCUACAGCAUUCCUUUGAGAAGGCAUUUAUUUGACGGUUCCGUGGCUUUGGGGCAGGUUGAAGGAUGAGGUUCUGGUUUUUUUUCCCAACCACCCUUUGCUGGGAUUGGCUGGUCUUGACUAAGAUCUUGUGGGGUCUCAAGGAAGCCAACUUCAGUAGGUUUUGCAGGAACUUUGAGGUCAGUAAAAUGCCCUUCUGUUUUUGCUAUCGAGAGUCUAAAGAACUUGGCAUCCAUGGGUUGUGUCUCAAGACUUGGUCAUUUGGCAGUUCCAGAUUGUAGACAUUUCACUGUGGAUUCUGUGGCCAAGGGUCUAGCAAAGUUUGCACGGGGAUUUUUAAGGGGUUGGGGGGAACAUAUGUGCCAUAACUAAAUCCAGAAUCCCAUUUGCACUAUAUGUAUUACGAAUGUCCUUGUCGGUAGUAAGACUAUAAGCUUUGGCUCUUUAAGAGCCCACUUGUACUUAGGCAAGAAUUGAAGGCUUUUUAAAAG
Messenger RNA from Notechis scutatus (mainland tiger snake), 4023 nucleotides. Lineage: Eukaryota; Metazoa; Chordata; Lepidosauria; Squamata; Elapidae. The record is from RefSeq and is a predicted model, not a curated record.